Messenger RNA from Babesia ovata, 330 nucleotides. Its product is annotated as ADP-ribosylation factor. The transcript is spliced from 3 exons. The record is from RefSeq and is a predicted model, not a curated record. The coding region runs from base 1 to 330 and encodes 109 amino acids. Lineage: Eukaryota; Apicomplexa; Aconoidasida; Piroplasmida; Babesiidae. Gene Ontology annotation, molecular function: GTPase activity; GTP binding.
AUGGUGUCAGGUGCUGUACUGGUAGCCCUGAAACGAGAAUUUGCAAUUGGCCGAAUUUCGAGAUCGCAGAUGGCGGGGAUCCUGGAGCGGAUUAGAAAUUUCAGGAACCAGGAAAGCAUCCACAUCUUCUUGUGUGGGUUGCGUGGAUCUGGUAAGACAACUUUGUUGUAUAAGUCCCUCCUUAAUGAUUGGGAAGGCAUCUGCAACGAGAUUGAACCCACUACAUUGUACCAUUAUGAGGAGUUGCGUUUAAGGGGAAGGUGUUUCAGCAUCUGGGACUUCAGUGGAGAUGUAAAGGUAACGUCGCUAAGGCAUAUCGAGGCAAAAUGA